UUGCGAUAAACACUGCCACCCAAUGGCUGAAACGGGCAUUUUUUAAAAGUGAAAUCGAAACUUAAAGAGAACCGCAGCGAAUGUGGAGCCAAGUUCAGCGUCGUCUGAAUAUUGCUGCUGACGUAUUUAAUUCCAGCACCGCCCGUCCAGCAGACAUCAAGACAUCGCGGAAGAAACCGUAUCGCCUUGACAGUCAGAGCAGAAACCAAGUAGGUAGGCUUAUUACCUUGAAAAUGGACGCUGCUGAGGAGACUGAAAAGCUUCCUGAUGGGCCACCGUUGCCUGCGUCAUCCUGUCUAUCCAUGAAAAGUGAUGCCUCCAUGGAGAUUCGUCAUGACUUUGCUAAGGAAGCGCCUGAUAGCUCGGCCAACUUUGAGCAAUCGAACUUGCCUGCCUCAUCCUGUGUGUCAAUGAAAAGUGAAGCCUCCAUGGAGAAUCGUCGUGAUUUCAGCAAGGAAGAUACUGAGAGGGACCAACAUGACUGUUCAGAAUCAACGGAGAUGGAUGGAAAUGCCAUAUUUAAGUUGGUGGAAGAACACAGCAACAACAUUUUGCUGAGUGAGCUGAGAAGGUAUAAAAGGCUGCUCUUUCCACAUCUAUCACAACCUGAGAGUGAAAAGCAUGAUGAAGACAGGUUGACUACUGAAGAUAAAAAUCAAGACAGCAGUGCCAGUGAGGGUGUUCUGAAGAUCACACUGCAUGUCUUAAAGGAAAUGGGCCAAAGAGAGCUUGCUAACAUACUGGAGAAACACGUUUAUGGUGAGCUUGACGUCUGCCAGCGCAAACUCCGACACAAACUGAAAAAGUUUGAAUACAUUUAUGAGGGUGUGGCACAGCAUGGGACCCAGACACUUCUUAACAAGGUGUACACUAAGCUGUACUUCAUAGAGGGAGCUGGUGGAGCUGUCAAUAAUGAACAUGAGAUCAGGCAGGUUGAGGCUGCAACCAGGAGACGAGCAACUGAAGACAAGCCAAUCAAAUGUCAAGAUAUUUUUAGGCCUAUGCUCGGACAAGACCGAUUCAUCAGAACCGUUCUGACUAAAGGAAUUUCUGGCAUUGGAAAAACAAUCUCUGUGCAGAAGUUUAAUCUGGAAUGGGCAGAGGGACGAGCUAACCAGGAUAUCCAGCUGCUGAUUAAUCUUCCGUUUCGAGAGCUGAAUCUGAUGAAGACACAACACUUCACACUGACGCAGCUUCUUCAUCAUUUUCUCACGGAGGCAAAAGAAUCCGGAAUUUCAGAUUUUGGCAAGUACAAGCUUGUGCUGAUAUUUGAUGGGCUAGAUGAGUGUCGGCUUCCCCUGGACUUUGACCACAACGAGCCCUGCCGCAGUGCCUCAGAGCCAGUUCCAGUGGAUGCACUCCUGACAAAUCUCUUCCAGGGGAACAUGCUGCCCUCUGCGCAUGUCUGGAUUACCUCCAGGCCUGCUGCUGCAACUCGCAUCCCAGUUGAUCUCGUUGAACGUGUGACGGAGAUCCGAGGGUUCAACGACCCCCAGAAGGAAGAAUACUUCAGGAAAAAAAUCUCCGAUGAAAACAUGGCCAGUAGAGUCAUCUCGCACGUUAAGGCAACCAGGAGCCUCCAUAUCAUGUGUCACAUACCAGUCUUCAGUUGGAUAUCCGCCACUGUUCUGCAGAGGCUUUUGGAAGAAACGGAAAAGAGAGAGGAUGCGGUCAAAGGAGCAAUGCCUAAAACUCUGACCCAAAUGUACACACACUUCCUGAUUUACAACUCAUUGAUCAGAACACAAAAGUAUCCAACGUGCCAAGAGGCAUCUGAAAUGCAGUCCCAGGUGAAAAUGGAUGAAGAGAUUAUCUUGAAGCUUGGAAAACUGGCCUUCGAGCACCUGGUGAAAGGCAACAUGAUCUUCUAUGAGAAUGAACUGAAUGAGUACAACAUCAACGUCGCUGAUGCUGCAAUAUAUUCAGGAGUGUUCACACAGAUCUCAGAGAAUGAUUUUGGAUUUCACCUGGAGAGGGUGUACUGCUUUGUGCAUCUCAGCAUUCAGGAGUUUUUUGCCGCAGUGUACGUUUUCCACACAUUCGUCCACUUCAAUCAGAACUUGUUGGAACCACAAGAAAGCAGCGCUGCCCAGGAGGCUCCCAGCGACGCUACCAACCUUCUCAAGAGUGCAGUGGAUAAGGCCUUGCAGAGUGAGAACGGACACCUGGAUCUUUUUCUGCGUUUCCUUCUCGGCCUCUCACAGACAUCCAAUCGGACGUUGUUGAAGAGCGUUGUGACCACAGUGGGGAGCAGUUCACAGAGAAAUGAGGGAAUUGUCGAGUACAUCAAGGAGAAGAUCAGGCAAAAUCUCUCCCCAGAAAGAUGCAUCAAUCUCUUCCACUGCCUCAGUGAGCUGAAUGAUCAGUCUCUUCUGGAGGAAAUCCAGAACUACCUGAGCUCUGGUAGUUUGUCAGAGAUCCAGCUGUCCCCUUCACAGUGGUCUGCUCUGGUCUUUGUGUUGCUGACCUCAAAGAAAGAGUUGGAUGAGUUUGACUUGAGGAAAUAUUCAAGAUCAGAGGAGGGGCUUCUGAGGCUGUUACCAGUGAUCAAAGAAUCCAGAGUAGCCAUACUCAAAGAAUGCAACCUCACAGAGAAAUGCUGUGAAGCGCUUGGAGCAGUUCUAAGCAGUUCAUGUGUGAAAGAGUUGGACCUGAGUGAUAAUGAUCUGCAAGACUCAGGAGUAGAACUCUUGUCUGCUGGACUGGCAAGUCCAACGUGUCAUCUGGAAAAACUGAGGCUGCCGUUCUGUGGAAUCACAGAGGUUGGCUGUGGCUUUUUGGCUAGUGCUCUGAGGACCAAUCCCACCCACCUGAAGGAGCUGGAUCUGAGUUACAAUCAUCCGGGGCAGCUGGGGAUGGAGCUGCUGUCCUGUUUACAGAGGGACAUGGAACACCUCACUGUCAGCUCUAACAACAAUGCUGAGUGCUACUUAAAAUCGGCUCUGAAGAAAUAUACAUGUGAGCUUACGCUGGAUGUGAAAACUGCCAAUUCAUACUUGUCUAUUUCUGAAGAUGACAAAAAAAUGACACGAAUGGAAACAGCGCAGCCAUACCUUGACAGCCCAGAGAGAUUUACAGGCAGCUGGGGACAAGUUCUUUGUAAAGAGGGUCUUUCUGCUCGUUGCUACUGGGAAGCAGAGUGGACUGGGGACAAGACCGGUAUAGGAGUGGCUUAUAAAGGAAUCAGCAGGAAAGCAGUCGGCAAUGAGUCUGUCCUUGGCUACAAUGAUCAGUCCUGGAGUCUGCGCUACUGUCAAGGCAAAUACACGGCCUGGUACAAGAGUGAUUCAUACGUAUCUGUCCCCUACUCCAACUCCAAAAGGGUUGGGGUGUUCUUAGACUGGUCAGCUGGCACUCUGUCCUUCUACGCUGUAUCAUCAAACGCCAUGACGCAUCUGUAUACGUUCCACGCCAAAUUCUUCGAGCCUCUGUAUCCAGGCUUCCGGCUGGGGUUUGCAGAUACUUCAUUAACUCUGUGCCAGCCAGAGAACCCCUAAAUACUAGGGGUGUCACGAUUUUAAAUCGAAAAUCGUUAAAUAUGAGCAUUUGUUUAAAAUCAGGAUCCGCAAUUUUUCCCCAGUAUUUUUUCACUCCACCCCCGCCUACUUACUUGCACACAGUGUGUAAAAACACUCACGGUGUAGCUUACCAGCAGUAGCAUGCAGGUAAAAGACACAGCGUAACGUUAGCUAC
This is a messenger RNA of Sander lucioperca (pikeperch), 3693 nucleotides long. Its product is annotated as NLR family CARD domain-containing protein 3-like. Lineage: Eukaryota; Metazoa; Chordata; Actinopteri; Perciformes; Percidae. The record is from RefSeq and is a predicted model, not a curated record. The transcript has 10 exons. Gene Ontology annotation, molecular function: protein binding. The coding region runs from base 81 to 3497 and encodes 1138 amino acids.